UCUGUGCACCCAUGAGAUUUUGAAGUCAUCCAAGUGACCCUCUGCAGGGGUGCUGAAAUCUGCUCUUAAUUCGCAUGUUCUGGUAACCUCCAUUUAGCAUAGGGGCACAAGCAGUAACUUAAAUUUUUUAACAGGAAUGAGCAAUUGUUUUAUGAUCACAUAAACAUUUAAUUAAGGUAGGCAAAAACAUUUAAUUAGGUUGGAAAGAUAUUUAACUACUGCAGAACUUCAGGGUCCAAUUUUUAGUCCCAGAAUUAAUGUGCGUGCUUUCUUUGUAUUCAGCAGGAAGAAGGAUGUGAAGGUUCGAGAGUUUGGGAGGCUGUACAGAAAUAUUCUGGAGCAGAUGAUAGACACAAAGUGCUGGAGUAACUCAGUGGGUCAAGCAGCAUCAUUGGGGAAAAAGAAUGGGUGACGUUUCGGGUCGGAACCCUUCUUCAGACCCGAAACGUCACCCAUCUUUUUUCCCCAGAGAUGCUGCCUGACCCGCUGUUUAUCUUCGGUAUAAACCAGCAUUUCUACACAAAUAUUCUGGAGCGUGCCUGAAUCAAGGAGCGGGGAGUGUUAGAAAUAUUGGAGCACAUUAGGGCAGAUGAAUCCCCAGGGUCGGAUGAGAUCUAUCCCAGGAUGCUAAGAGAAGCGAGGAAGGAGAUGCCUGGGGCUUUAAUGGAGAUGUGUGUAUCUUUGAUAGCCAUGGGUAAGAUGUCAGAAUACUGAAGGACAGCUCACAUUGUCCUCUUACUCAAAAAGGACAUUAAGGAUAAACCUGGAUAAACAGGCUGGUGAGCUUUACAUCAGAGAAAGUUGUUGUUAAAGAUUCUGAGGAAUAGGGUGUAUAUUCGCUUGGAAAGGCAGGUAUUGAUUCGGAGACACCAGCAUGGUUUUAUGCAGGGGAGAUCAGGUCUCACAAAUCUGAUGGAGUUUUGUGGAGGAAACUAGAAUAGCGUGUGACUUGUAGGGGAUUCAGCAGCUGAUGUAUUCUCAUGUAUCCGCUGCCAUUGUCAUUCUUGAUAAUAGUUUGGGAGAUACUAUAAGAACAGAUUGACGGGCAGCACAGUGGCGCAGCGGUAGAGUUGCUGCCUUACAGCACUAGGGACACUGGUUCGAUCCUGACGUUGCUGUCUGUAUGGAGUGUGUAUAUUCUCCCUCUGACCACUUGGGUUUCCUCUGGGUGCUCCGGUUUCCUCCCACAACUGAAAGACAUUCAGGUUUGUAGGUUAAUUGGCUUUGGUAAGAUUACAAAUUGUCCCUAGUGUGUAGGAUAGUAUUAAUGUACGGGGUGAUUGCUGGUCGGUGUGGACUCAGUAGGCCGAAAGGCCUGUUUCCAUGCUGUAUCUCUAAAGUUUAAAGCCUAAAGCUUAGUUAUGUAACCAGAGUUCAUUUUGUAGAUGAUACACAGUGCUGCUGCUAUGUGCCAGUGGUGUGGGGAAUUAAUGGUUAGGGUGGUUAGUUGAGUGCCAGUCAACACUGCUUUUCACUGGAUGGUGUGGAGCUUCUUGAGUAUUGCUGUGAGUCUGUACUCAUCCUGACAAGUGGAGACAUUCCAUUACACACAGGACUUGUGUUUCUACACCUCCAUGUGCCCUGGGGACCAGCUAUUAUUGUACGUCCAUCCCAAGGCAGUCCUCCCAAAGUGCAUUACCUCACACUAAACAGGAUUAAAUUCCAUCUGCAACUGACCAACUGAUCAAUGUCUUCCUGUAACCUAACAGCUUCUAGCCUGUAGAGAGUGGAAAGAAUAUGUGGUAUUAAGAGAUGAGUCACUCAUCAGAGGAUAUCUAUCCUGUGACCUGUUCUUGUAGCCACAGUAUUUAUGUAACUGUUCCAACUGAGUUCCUGGUCAAUGGUGACCCUCCCCCAAGUAUGUUGAUGAUGGAGAAAUCAGAAGUGAUAAUGCAAAGCACUGAUAGUUGGACUCUCUUACUGGAGACGGUCAUUGACAGGCAUUUUGAUGGCAUAUCUGAUAGUUGCCACAUCAACCCCUGCCUGAAUGUUGUCUCGGCUUUGCUGACAGAAGAAAGGUUUUAAAGCAGCUACAGAUGGUUGGGUCGAUCGAGUUUAUUUAGCAUGUGUGUAUAUAUUUAUAUUAUGGUAUAUGGACACACUUAUCUGUUUUGUAGUAAAUGCCUACUAUGUUCUGUGUGCUGAAGCAAAGCAAGAAUUUCAUUGUCCUAUACAGGGACACAUGACAAUAAACUCACUUGAACUUGAACUUGAGGUUACUGCCCUGGGAGCUCUUGGAGUGACCCUGAGACUCUUAACAACCACAUCCAGUCUGCUUUAUGUGAGGAGAAGAUUUGGAGUGGAUUAAGGCUAAACUGUUACUCUAACACAACAGAAACAAACGGCAAUAAAAAUCUCAAGGAGCCGUGAAGUGCAUUUAUAGAACCCACUGCUGAACAAGACAACCAUGUGUCUGCUCUGCUUUGCAUAGCGCUGUGGGAAUUCUUGCAGGCACUCAACAUCCCAGGAAUAUCAUCCAAUGCCAUGCCCACCAAAAGUUAAUUCUCUUCGGCUGAGUAUCGUAUAUUUUGCGUAACUGUUCAUUGGAAAAAUAAUCCAAUAUUUUUAAAAGGCUUCUGGAUGAAAAUAACCCUUAACCUCCACCGUGAAAUAAUAAUUCACCAGGGAAAUGGCAGAAAACUUUGACUGUGCCGCCCAAGUCCAUGGCUUUGAUCUAGGUGCACGUUACAUUGACUUGCAGCCUUUGGGGUACGGCGCCAAUGGUUUGGUAUUUGCGGCAAUAGACAGCCAAAGCUACCGCAAAGUUGCAGUGAAGAAAAUCACUAUUAGUGAUGCUCAAAGUCUAAAACAUGCUCUGCGGGAAAUCAAAAUUAUCCGUCGAUUGGAUCAUGACAACAUAGUAAAGGUUUUUGAGGUUCUUGGUCCCAAGGGAAGUGAUAUACCUCAAGAUGUUUAUAGGUUGAGCAUGGUGUAUAUAGUCCAAGAACAUAUGGACACUGACCUUGCUCGCCUUUUGGAGCAGGGACCCCUUUCAGAGGAGCAUGCUAAGCUUUUUAUGUAUCAGCUACUUCGAGGACUUAAGUACAUACACUCAGCCAACAUACUGCACAGGGAUCUAAAGCCUGCCAAUAUCUUUAUCAAUACCGAAGACCUUGUGUUGAAGAUCGGGGACUUUGGAUUGGCAAGGAUUGUGGACCCACAUUACUCACAUAAAGGUCAUCUUUCGGAAGGUUUGGUAACAAAAUGGUAUCGAUCUCCACGCCUCCUUCUGUCACCGAACAAUUACACCAAAGCCAUUGACAUGUGGGCUGCAGGUUGUAUAUUGAUAGAAAUGCUGACUGGAAAGAUGUUGUUUGCUGGUGCACAUGAGCUGGAACAGAUGCAGUUAAUUCUGAAAACAAUUCCUGUUUUCCGAGAAGAGGACAAACAAGAAUUGCUCCGUGUCAUGCCCGCCUACAUCAACCCAAAGUGGGAGGUAUCAAAACCCUUAAGCGAUCUACUUCCUGAAGGAAAUGCAGAAGCUAUCGAUUUCCUGGAAAGGAUCUUGACAUUUAACUCUAUGGAUCGAUUAACUGCUGAAGAAGGCCUAGCACAUCUCUUUAUGAGCCCUUACUCCUGCCCACAAGAUGAACCAAUAUCUCAGCAUCCUUUCAGAAUCGAAGACGAAAUAGAUGACAUCCUGCUGAUGGAAGCGAGUCAGAGCCAGAUGUCUAACUGGGAGAGAUAUCAUGAUAGCUUCUCUUCUGACCUGGAGUGGCUCCGGGACAAAUAUGGAGACAUGGAUGAAGUGCAGCGAGAUCCAAGAGCUAUGUCCAAAGCUGUAGCAGAGGAUGUGCAGAUCGACCCACGUAAAUAUUCACAGAGUAGCUCGGAGAGACUCCUGGAGCAGUCUCACACAUCAAUGGAUCGAAUGUCUGAAAUGGACUAUGGACGAUCGUGCGAUUAUAAAAUCGGAUCACCCUCUUACCUGGAUAGACUAUUGUGGAGGGAUAACAAGCCCCAUCAUUACUCCGAACCCAAACUCAUUCUGGAUUUAUCUCACAGGAAAAGAACAGCAACGGCCUCGUGUGUGGCUGUUUCGCUGGAUGAAGGGAAAUCUGACCUCCUUUUGAAAGUCUCAGAUUAUAAGAAUGGCGGUCCUUUAAAAAUUGAUUGCUCCAGCUCAUUGCCAAACAUUCAGGAAAGGAGUCAGCCGGCAUCGCCGCGCACUCUGGCAUCUUCAGAAAUAUCAAGUGGAGGAGGCUCACAAUUUGAUUUUGAUGUCUUCAUAUCCAGAGCUCUGAAACUUUGUGGGAAACAAGAAGAGCUAGCCGAUAAUAAAUUGAAUGAUUUGAAUGGCACUUGCAUGUCAGAACAUGCCAAUGAAAUAGUCCAGGCAGAAAUCAAUGAAAAAGAAAGAUGGUAGAAUACAGCAUUAUUGGAUAUUAUUGGAGCUGCUGCAUUGGGGUGUCAGUUUAUAAAGAUGGUGUCUCAACAAACAAGUAGAAUAACUUAAUGGAAAUUAAACUGGAAAAUUAAUUAUUGGGGGUGUGGGCUGUUUGAUCCAUUCCGACCAAGAAUCACUGCUUCAUUCAUUUGCAAGGUAGCUGUAGUAAACACUGAUGACCUGCUAAACCUGGGAUGAUUAUAACACAAUUUCAGCAAAAAUUAAAGCUCAUAUUUUUUGUGUAUUUCCAGGCAAUGAAUUUGUCACUGUGUACUGAUAGUUUCAAUUAAUUUGCCUGAAAAAUCGAUAACUUUAUGUGAUGCAUGUACAUACAGGUUACAUUUUAGGUUGAUACUAAUGAAUUAGGGGUAAUACCAUGGAAGUUGUGACAUUUUUCUUUCAAAGGCUAAAUUAUUUUUUUUUACUAUUUGAUGCCUUGUUCAUUUGCUCUGUCCAAUUCUAGCUUUCUGCCAUGUUUUUGUGUGUGAAAUUGCCCAAUUGGAAUAUUUCCAUUUGCCCCAUAUAACAUCUCAACUUCUUUGGGUUAAUUGUAAUCUUUGAGUUAGAAUUUAUUUCCCCUUUAUCACAAAUGCAAUUUAUACAGAAUCCUGAUGGGAUUUUAGCUGGGCAUGGUAUUCGCUAAAGAUGCUAGCCUCAAUGAAAUCUGAUGGGACAGAAUUAGUAGUUAUUUUCUAAAUAUAAAAUAAUAUUUUUGGAGAGCCAGGAGAUAUUCCAUGUGCACAAUGUGGGCUGCUGUAUCCCAGGCUUUCCACUUCAAUGACUGAAUCUCUAUAUCCCCAACUUUUACAUUAUUGGAUUGGCAGCUUUAAAAGUGCCAAAGUAUCUUCAUUACCCUGUUAGAGAUUUAACCACGGUGUCUCUGGAAGGCCCAAUUUAGCAGUCAACUGCCCAGCCAGGAGUUAAAAUCUAGCCUCUUGUAUGCUGUAGAUGAGAUAACAUUUUGGAGUUCUGGACUGUUACACCACCUAUUGGUGUGAAAAUCCUAUUACUAUCUUCUCAGAGGUGAAAUUAUUUACAUUUAUUUUUUUAAGAGAGCUUGCUUAUUUCUUGGGCUGAAUAAUUAUUGUAGAAAAAUGAAACACUUCUCAACUCUGCCUUUGUGAAGCAUUCCCUUAUCAAAUAUAAUCCAGACUGAAGGCUCUGGGUUUCACAUUCUGUUCAAAGGGUACACCUUGCUUGCAAGCUCAGAAAAUCUUCUGGUAGACAAAAAUGCUGGAGAAACUCAGCGGGUGAGGCAGCAUCUAUGGAGCGUAGGAAAUAGGCAACGUUUCGGGCCAAAGCCCUUCGUCUAACUUGCACCAUGGUGAUCAUUUUCCAUUGUAUACAGCUACACAUUUUAUGACCAGUCAGAAUAUCACUUAAUGCAAAAGGUAGACAAAAUUGCUGGAGAAACUCAGCGGGUGCAGCAGCAUCUAUGGAGCGAAGAAAAUAGGCGACGUUUCGGCCCGAAACGUCGCCUAUUUUCUUUGCUCCAUAGAUGCUGCUGCACCCGCUGAGUUUCUCCAGCAAUUUUGUGUACCUUCGAUCUUCCAGCAUCUGCAGUUCCUUCUUGAUCACUUAAUGCAAAAUGGCAUGUGGACCUGUUCUGUCUCAAAAAUGAGUCGAGUUGCGACUGGUUGCACUGAAUUUAAACUGGGGCUGAGCAGCAAAAAUAAACUGCUGCAAGAUUUCUUUUUAGUACUUAAAAAGGCUAAACUGCUGAAAAUACAUCCUGAAGAUUUUCAAUCUGAUCUAAAGUGUAAUGUAAAUGCAGGUUAUUUUUCAAAAGCUUGCAGGUAAAUAUUAGGAGUGAAAAAAACUACUGAAAAUUGGAAAUAGUGCUCUUCCUGAUAAUGCCAUUAUGCUGUGUUUGUCAUUUCAACAGGUACUGUAUAUUGCAGCGAAAAAUACAUUGAGACAUUUUAAUUGAUACGAGAAACUAAGUGAAUUCUGUUCAGCAAAUGUUGAAAAAAGAGCUAUUUGGCAUAAUAUUCUUGGGUCCCCUGGCCACUUAGAUGAGACUGAAAAAUAAAUAAUGUUAAAUGCGGUAAUGAAUCGAUGCAUUCAGGAAAUAAGUGUUCAAAAUGACAUGGAUAAGAUACAUGUAUUAUUGAAGGUUAUCAAGGGGACUGAGCCAUGAGGACCAGGAUAGUACCUGUUCCCUCUCUUGAAUCCCAUGAGCUAGACAGUUCAAUCAAGGCAGCAAAGGAGCACUUCAACAUUAUUUCAGCAUUGGGUCCUUUUUACAUCUAGUCUUACAGUGUAGAAAGAUACGUUUCAUUCCUCACUCGAAGGAAAACAAACCCAGUCCAUCCAGUAUUUCCUAGUUAUUAAAAUGACUUUGACUAUAGUACUGGGAAGAAUAUAAAUUAUAAAAUUGGAGGUAUUUGGAGGUAAUACAUGGGAAAAUUCAAUCUUCAUGUAUAUUGGGCAAACCAGAUUUACAUUAAUAAGGAUCAAGGUGACUUCACAAAUGUAUUCAUGAUAGAUUAAAAGAUCCGUAUAUCAAGGAUGCAAAAUGUAACAGGCUAAAUUGGAAGUGGUAUUGUGCCUUCAGGCAAGAUUAAUUAAUAACCAUGCAUUAGAGGAA
Leucoraja erinaceus (little skate) is the source of this 6977-nucleotide messenger RNA. Its product is annotated as mitogen-activated protein kinase 4-like. The record is from RefSeq and is a predicted model, not a curated record. Gene Ontology annotation, cellular component: nucleus; cytoplasm. Bases 2630 to 4366 code for a protein of 578 amino acids. The transcript is spliced from 6 exons. Gene Ontology annotation, molecular function: ATP binding; MAP kinase activity. Lineage: Eukaryota; Metazoa; Chordata; Chondrichthyes; Rajiformes; Rajidae. Gene Ontology annotation, biological process: protein phosphorylation; intracellular signal transduction; cell surface receptor signaling pathway.